AUGAAUCAUACUGAUAACGAUCAAGAAUAUUUUAAAUCAUACGAUAAUUUUCAAGUUCAUGAAUUAAUGUUACGUGAUCGUCCACGUGUUACUGCAUAUUAUGAUGCUAUUAUGAACAAUAAACAUCUAUUUGAAAAUAAGGUUGUUCUUGAUGUUGGCUCUGGGACAGGAAUAUUAAGUAUGUUUGCCGCUAAAGCUGGUGCUAAACUUGUUUAUGCUGUUGAUGCUUGUCCAACAGUCUGUCAUUUAGCUGAAGAACUAAUUAAAUCGAAUCGUUUACAAGAAAAAAUUCAUGUAAUUAAUAAACGUAUUGAAGAUAUUGAAAAAUUUGAUGAAACUAUUGAUAUUAUCAUAAGUGAAUGGAUGGGUUUUUAUCUCUUUCAUGAAAGUAUGCUUGAAUCAGUUAUAUACGCUCGUAAUCAUUUUCUUUCAUUACCAUCUCAAAAUGAUGAUAUAACACCUGAUCAAAAUGAAUCAAUUAUAAUAUUUCCUUCACAUGCUUAUUUGUAUUGUGCUCCAUUUGUUGAUCAAAAUAUUCGUAUUGAAUUAAAUACAAUGUGGAAAGAUUAUUUUGAUUUAAAUAUGUCACCUAUACUUUCACACAUAAAAAAUUCUAAACUUAAAGAAUGUGUUAUUGAAACAAUUGAACCAUCUCAACUUGUUCAUGAUGCUCAACUUAUACAAUCAAUUGAUCUUCGUACUAUACAAAUCGAUGAUCUUCGUUUAUUACGUUCAUUUUGUGAAUUUGAUAUAGAUAAUACAUGUAUUAUAUCAGGUUUUUGUUUUUGGUUUGAUUGUUAUUUUUCUUCAAAUAAUAAUUCAUCGAUAUUACGUUCAACACGUUUAACAACAAGUCCCUAUUCAACAAAAACACAUUGGAAACAGACACUUGUUUUUUUACCUGAAGAUAUUUAUCCAUUAAAAGGUGAUGUUGUACCAGUUAAUAUUAAAUUAAAACAAUCAAUUGAAAAUCGACGACAAUAUCAAAUAUCGAUAUCAUUAAAAAAAAUUAAAGGAGGAGUAAUGAAUAAUAUUGGUUGCGAUGAUGAUAAUUCAAAUACUGAAUGGAAUAUACGAAGAAGACAAAGACGACGUUCAUCAACUAUUUCAUCUGAUAAACGAACUACAACUGAUAAUAAAUCCAAGGAUACAUCAAGUGAUAGUACAAGUAGUAAUAGUGAUGAUGAUGUUGAUUCAAAUGAACAUUCUAUACCAUGUUCAUGUGAUCGUGAUAGAUGUAAAUUAAUUAAAACUAUUAUUGAAAAAUAUACUGAAGAAACUAUUGUUGAAUAA
Messenger RNA from Adineta steineri, 1293 nucleotides. The record is from the annotation of a GenBank genome assembly. Lineage: Eukaryota; Metazoa; Rotifera; Eurotatoria; Adinetida; Adinetidae.